CAUCUGCAGACAGAGCACAUUCUAACGACAGCUCAAACAGCAAACACACAGUAAGCGCAGCUUCAACUACUACAACAACAUGAAAUUCUUUGUAAGCAGCAUACUCGCUUUGGCGCUUUUCGGCGCACUCGCCGCAGCAUACCCGCAAUCGUUGGGUGGCUCGUUGAGCAGCAAUCCGAACGGCGGUGCCGAUGCAAGACUGGAAUUGGCGAAGGGCAUUGGCACGCCGGACCACAAUGUGAUUGGCAAAGUCUUUGCGGCGGGCAAUACGAAUGGCGGACCCGUGGCCACUGGUGGCGCCUUGGCUUACAACAAUCAUGGUUUGGGCGCUGCCAUCUCGAAGACGCACAUUCCCGGCGUACGCGACACCUUCAGCCAGAGCGUCAAUGCGAACCUCUUCAAUAAUGGCGUGCACAGCGUGGAUGCCAACGCCUUUGCUUCGCAGAAUAAAUUGGCGAAUGGUUUCAAGUUCGAACGCAACGGUGCCGGUUU
This is a messenger RNA of Bactrocera dorsalis (oriental fruit fly), 492 nucleotides long. RefSeq names its product attacin-B. The record is from RefSeq and is a predicted model, not a curated record. Lineage: Eukaryota; Metazoa; Arthropoda; Insecta; Diptera; Tephritidae. Gene Ontology annotation, cellular component: extracellular region. Gene Ontology annotation, biological process: defense response to bacterium.